CAUUAUUCUCGAACAAAAAGAUCGAGAAAAAUAGAGAAGAGACGAAGAAGGCGGAGGAGGUGAGGAAGAGAGAAGACCUCAGCGAAGUCACAGAGUAGGUGGACGUGUGGGAGUGCUAAGCGGAGAGAGAGGGGCACAUGGCAACCAUCAAGAGCCUCCGAAAGGCUUACGGCGCUCUCAAGGACUCCACUACCGUCGGGCUCGCCAAUCUCAAUAGCGAUUUUAGGGAUUUGGAUGUUGCCAUCGUGAAAGCCACGAAUCACGUCGAGCGCCCGCCCAAGGAGAGGCAUAUCAGGAAGAUCUUGGCGGCUACCUCGAUCACUCGCCCGCGUGCUGAUGUCGCUUAUUGUAUACAUGCUCUCGCUCGACGCUUGGGAAAGACUCAUAAUUGGACGGUAGCAUUGAAAACACUAAUAGUCAUUCACAGGACCCUAAGGGAGGGUGAUCCUACAUUUCGCGAAGAGCUUCUAAAUUUCUCUCAGAGGGGGCGUAUUCUUCAAUUGUCAAACUUUAAGGAUGAUUCUAGCCCGAUUGCAUGGGAUUGCUCAGCAUGGGUUCGCACUUAUGCUUUGUUUUUGGAGGAAAGAUUGGAGAGUUUCAGAGUUUUGAAGUAUGAUGUCGAAGCUGAGCGAUUGGCAAAGCCCAAUCAAGGCACUGAAAAGGGCCACAGUAGAACAAGGGAACUGGAUUCUGAGGAAUUGUUAGAGCAGUUGCCUGCUUUACAGCGAUUACUAUUUCGUCUUAUUGGAUGCCAUCCAGAAGGAGGUGCAAUUAGCAAUUAUGUAAUACAAUAUGCUUUAGCUUUGGUAUUGAAAGAAAGCUUUAAAAUUUAUUGUGCUAUUAAUGAUGGCAUCAUCAACCUUGUAGACAAGUUCUUUGAGAUGCCAAGACAUGAGGCCAUCAAGGCGCUUGAAAUAUACAAAGGGGCCGGCCAACAGGCUGGGAGCCUUUCUGAUUUUUAUGAAGUUUGCCGAGGAUUAGAACUAGCUAGGAAUUUUCAGUUCCCUAAUUUAAGAGAGCCUCCACAAUCAUUUCUUGCAACGAUGGAAGAAUAUAUAAGAGAAGCUCCUCGAAUGGUUUCCACGCUUAAAGAACCACUGGAUUUCCCAGAAAGGCUCCUUUUGACUUACAAACCAGAAGAAGUUACUGAAUCUGCUGAGAUUGCAGAACCAUCCAUUGAGGAGCCCAAGGCGAUGUCUUCUGAUAUUGAAGUUGCAUCUCCGAUUCCUGUGGCUGAUCCUAUUCCUAGGGCUGAAACUGAUGAUCUACUGGGAUUGAAUAGCUCAGUUCCUGAUGCAUCAGAAAUUGAGGAAAGCAAUGCAUUAGCUCUUGCAAUAAUUCCAUCUGUCUCAGAUGGUUCUACAAAUUUGAAUGGUUCUGGUACGAUGCAAAACAAGGAAUUUGAUCCAUCAGGAUGGGAACUUGCUCUAGUUACGCCAAGCAGCAGUGACCCACCACCUGUUGAAAGCAAAUUGGCAGGGGGAUUCGACAAACUUACAUUGGACAGUCUAUAUGAUGAUGCCGCUUAUAGACAGCAGAACAAUUACUAUGGAACAACAGCUCCAAACCCUUUCCUUGCACCUGAUCCGUUUGCUAUGUCAAACCAAAUUGCCGCCCCACCUGCUGUUCAAAUGGCUGCUAUGGCUCAGCAGCAGCAGCAACAACAACAACAACAACAAUGGUCCAUGAUGCCGCAGCCAAAUCCCUUUAUGCAGCCCAUGCAUCAUCCGGCACCAAUCACCCCAAUAGCAUCUAAUCCCUUUGGUGAUACGGGACUCGGAACAUUUGGUGCUUACAAUCCUCAUCAACAAACAAAUCCUUUCGGAAAUCCUCAACUUCUGUAACUUAGUUGUGCUUCAUAUACAAUUUUUCAGUGUCAUUUGUGGAGCAUGUUUGCACUCCCAUCAUGGCUGUGAUUUCUUAUAUGAGGUUAUAUCAAUGUAUAUGGACUUAAGUUACGGUACAAAUUUGUAGUGCAUGGUUUUUGUAUGCUGUGGUAGCAGUCCACAGGCACUGUGAAAAAGCAAUAUUAAAUACCCAUUCAGUUGUUCUGCUUGUGAUUUUAAUUA
Messenger RNA from Dioscorea cayenensis subsp. rotundata (Guinea yam), 2069 nucleotides. Its product is annotated as putative clathrin assembly protein At2g01600. Bases 138 to 1844 code for a protein of 568 amino acids. The record is from RefSeq and is a predicted model, not a curated record. Gene Ontology annotation, cellular component: clathrin-coated vesicle; clathrin-coated pit. The transcript is spliced from 15 exons. Gene Ontology annotation, molecular function: phosphatidylinositol-4,5-bisphosphate binding; SNARE binding; clathrin heavy chain binding. Lineage: Eukaryota; Viridiplantae; Streptophyta; Magnoliopsida; Dioscoreales; Dioscoreaceae. Gene Ontology annotation, biological process: vesicle budding from membrane; clathrin coat assembly; clathrin-dependent endocytosis.